Penicillium antarcticum is the source of this 1389-nucleotide messenger RNA. RefSeq lists its product as uncharacterized. The transcript has 2 exons. The record is from RefSeq and is a predicted model, not a curated record. Bases 1 to 1389 code for a protein of 462 amino acids. Lineage: Eukaryota; Fungi; Ascomycota; Eurotiomycetes; Eurotiales; Aspergillaceae.
AUGUUUUUCGGGAUAGCGCUUCUUCUGAUAGGGGUCUCUGCCAAUCCAGUGAUUCCAAGACAGGAUGCAACUCCUACUACCACCAUAGCCCAGGUUGGUAAGCCUGGUAAAUGCACCAGCUCGACCAGUAGCCAGUGGUUGAGCAUCUGCGACACGACUAUUUUCUGGCCAACAUCGACAAACUACUUUUACGGCCCGACCAAAGGCGCUAAGGCGUCUGCCGUCACUUGUAAUGCUAAAUGGGUCCAAUUUAAUGGGCGCGCUAGUGAACUAGAGUCCCUAGGUGCAACAUCCACGUCCACGGUUUAUUCAUCCUAUGUCACCAGCACCGGAGCUUGUCACACUGAAGUCCGGGGCGAAGAUCUACAUGAUACGCAUACCGGCCCGGUUACGACUCUCUGUGAUGGAGUGACACGCGCUCUAGGCCCUCAAGAAUCUAUAACCUACUACUGGCCGGGAACAGGUCCCUGUAGUUCCUACAUGCUCACCGAGACUACAACUACAUUAGUCUAUCGAUCGCCUGCAGCGACUCCUGGAUGUAAACUAAAUACCCAGGACUGUAUCCCCAUCUGGAAGACCUAUAGCAAGCUUUCGAGUGCCUAUUAUUCCUCUAUCACGACUGAAGUACCUGGAGACAUUCACAGUCCUAUCCGACCAGAAAGCUGCCCAACUACCACACGAGACUACUCUGAUCCUGAUGUAUGCAAUAAUUGCCACUACCUCCCGGAUACAGCAACUCUUUUUUACUGGCCAGUGACGACCACUGGAGAAACAUGUCUGCAAAGCGGAACCACCGUCACUGCCACACCAACGGGAGAUGGGCCCAAUACCGCCGUUGUCGACGGGAAAACAUUUAUUUCUCCAAGCCUUUACCUUUCCUUUACCAGCAUCUACGCACGCAGUAACCAGCGUGCCCACCCUGGUGGCCCCUGUGGCGAUGACCACGAAAAUGUGAUUGUUUCUGUUGCCCCAGAAGCGAUUACAUCAUUCCGUCACCAUAUCAACGCGAAAUAUCCCACGAUUGGAACCGCAUAUCCGUUCAAUCUGGCUGAAUAUCAGCCGCAUCAAGUCGGAAAUUAUACCAUGUCUCUCAUCCCAUGGGAACAAUACCUUGGCGGGUCUCAGUGUUUGUCCGGAGGUGGUGGUUGCAGCAUGAUUCGCGAUGACUAUCUUCCGUGGCUUGAAAUCCCAGAUGUUAUGACGCAGGUUGAUCCUCUGUGGACCAAUUGUCACCGGUCCUGGUAUAUCCCACCGGUCAGUCUAGUGCCUCUGGGAGGUAGCGGUAGCAUUGAGUCCAAACCUACGGACAAGGCGGAGGCGAGCAAGUCCUUGGCUACUCCGGCAGUUCCUUCGUCGGGACUUGCUGCUCCUACUCCGGAGGCUACCUGA